UAAAGAUCUGAUACUCCAGAUCCUGCAGAUGAUCAGACAGGAACAGGAGAAGUUCAGGAACUCUAAAGCUGGUGGAUGGAGAGGAGAAACAGCUCAGUCCUACAACCUGGGAACCUGUCACAGGUGCCCCCUCCUGCUCCAGCGUGGCUUCCCCUCACCUCACACAGAAAUGGUUCAAUGUUGGCAUCCCUGGCACCGAUCACAGAGAGACCGGUGCAGAAACGCAGUGGGAUCGUGCCAGCUUUGUUGGCUGCAGCGAUCUUCAUAGCGUUCCUGUUGGCUCUCUACGCCGUCCUGUGGAAGUGCAUGGUCUCUCCACCCAAAAGGGGAAAGAAGAGGCGAAUUCUAAAGACAGCCAGAGCACCAGUGUGACGUUUCUAUCUUCCAUCUCUGUCCAUCUCCCAGGAUGAUGAUGGGUCAUUUCAUCCUGGCACACCUUUCGCUCUACAGUUUACGUUUAUGAACAGAAAUCUGCUGGUGGAUUUUUGCAGAUCACCAUUCCUUGGUGACUAACAUGGCAAUGAUGGUCGGAUCUGAGGACAUGUAUAUGGUGAACUGUGGCAGGUUCUCCACUAGAUGGCGACACCAUUUAUGUUUUCAGACUGGUGACAGACCCUGACAUCAGGGACCAGUAAACAGGAUUAGUUAAAUAUGGCAUUGAAAGUGUUUCUGUGCUUGAUUAUUUCGAGCUAUUUAUUUUGUAGAGAGUUUUAAUUUCUACUCAGUGUUUUAUUAAGGUUUUUAAUACUCGUUUGAACUACAUGGUUAUUUUUUCUCAGAACAUUGCAGUACAUAUCACCUGCUGUCACAUUAUUAUUAUUAUUAUUAUUAUUAUUAUUAUUAUUAUUAUUAUCACGUGAGUAUCGACUUGGGGCGGCACGGUGGCUAGCGCUGUCGCCUCACAGCAAGAAGAUCCUGGGUUCGAUCCCCAGGUGUGGCGAUCUGGGUCCUUUCUGUGUGGAGUUUACAUGUUCUCCCCGUGUCUUCUCCGGUUUUCUCCGGGAGCUCCGGUUUCCUUCCACAGUCCAAAAACAUGCAGCCAGGUUAAUUGGAGGCACUGAAUUGCCCUAUAAGUGAAUGAGUGAGUGUAUGUGUGCCUGCCCUACGAUGGACUGGCGCCCUGUCCAGGGUGUUACUGUGUGCCUUGCGCCCAUUGAAAAGCUGGGAUAGGCUCCAGCAACCUCCACCACCCUCCUUGCGAUUUGGAUAAGCAGUUAAGAAAGUGAGUGAGUGAGUAUCGACUUGCAUCACACAGAAGCAGAAGUGUGUAUCGGGGGAUGGGUGAGGUGUCCCCGUUAACAUUUAACAUGUCUAUAUGAUUCCCCUUCCACUUAGUAAAAAUAAAACAUCAUGUUCAAACCUC
Messenger RNA from Trichomycterus rosablanca, 1363 nucleotides. RefSeq lists its product as uncharacterized. Bases 76 to 372 code for a protein of 98 amino acids. The record is from RefSeq and is a predicted model, not a curated record. The transcript is spliced from 5 exons. NCBI's taxonomy places the organism in Eukaryota, Metazoa, Chordata, Actinopteri, Siluriformes, Trichomycteridae.